Molecule: messenger RNA, 927 nt
Organism: Dioszegia hungarica
Lineage: Eukaryota; Fungi; Basidiomycota; Tremellomycetes; Tremellales; Bulleribasidiaceae
Product: putative Sec14 protein
Exons: 7
Coding region: 1-927 (308 amino acids)
Source: RefSeq, a predicted model, not a curated record
AUGGCUACUGUAGCAAAAGACCACCUCUCCGGUCACCCGGGUCACCUCGACGCCGCCCAAGAAUCCGCCCUCGCCCAGUUCCGGCAAGAACUCCUCGCCGAGGGCUUGAUCCCAGCGGACCACGCCGAGCUGACCGCCCGGAUCAAGUAUGACCGGUUCGACGACGCGACCCUCCUUCGGUUCUUGAGGGCUCGCAAGUUUGACCUCCCCAAGGCAAAGCAGAUGUGGGCGGCGAAUGAGAAGUGGAGGAAGGAGUUUGGAGCGGAUGACAUUGCUGCCAACGGCUACGACUACCACGAAGGCGCCGACGUCAAUAAGUACUAUCCCCAAUUCUACCACAAGACGGACAAAGAAGGCCGCCCCAUCUAUAUCGAGCAGCUCGGCAAGCUCGACUACAACAAGCUCUACGCGCUCACCACCCAAGAGCGCCAGCUCAGGCACCUCGUCGAUCAGUACGAGCGCUUCUUUAGGGACAGGCUGCCGGCUUGCUCCAAGACGAGCGGACACCUCGUUGAGACGAGUUGCACGAUCCUCGAUUUGCACAAUGCCGGCGUGUCGACUUUCUAUAAGGUCAAGGACUACGUCUCUGCUGCUUCCGCUAUCGGACAGAACAACUACGUGAGCUACUCCCCUGAUUCUGCCGACUCGUCUUCCCCUCUUCUCACUUCACUCCAUCCCGAGACCAUGGGUCACAUGUUCAUCGUCAACGCUCCCUACCUCUUCUCGACCGUCUGGUCAUUCGUCAAGCCCUGGCUUGACGAGGCCACCGUCCGCAAGAUCCAUAUCCUCGGCAAGGGGUUCAAGACAGAGCUCCAGCAGUAUAUCGACCCCGCCAACCUUCCUUCGGACCUCGGAGGGAGCUGCAAGUGCGCGGGAGGGUGUAGCUUGAGCGACGCGGGACCAUGGAACGAGGUCGCGCAGGCGUAG